AAUGGGAAGGCAUGGGAACAAGAGUGCCCGGGAUGGGCAUCGAGCACCAGCUGGGAAGGAGGGUAUAUAAGAAGCGGACUUCACUUGUAGAAUCGCAGUCGCGUUUUCGUUUAUCAUGAAGUCUCUGGUUCUGCUCGUGUUGGCCGGCGUGGUCGCUGGCAAAACCGGCCUGCUGUAUACAUACCAGUUCCCGGCCUUGAGGACUGCUAGUGUCCAGUACUCUGUUCCGGUCGUCCAGAAUGUUAUCCCAGCCACACAGUACGCUGCCACGGUAGCCCAGGUUUCCGCUCCGGUAGCCACCGUGGCCGCUCCAGCAGUCCAGUACUCCGUUCCCGUCGCCCAGUACACACAGGCUGCCGCCACCCAGUACACCAUUCCAGCAGCCACCCAGUAUACAAUCCCGGCAGCCACCCAAUACACGAUCCCAGCUGCUACCCAGUACGUUGCUCAGGUGGUACCCGCACCGGCUGCCACAGUGUACCACUCUGCGCCGCGUACCACUGUUGUGUCGUCCCCCAUCAUCGUUGAGACUGACGAUGACGAUGACGCCUUUGACGAUGACGAUGAUGACAACGUCGGUGGAGUCCUCUUCUAUAGCGCAGGUGACCACGACGACGAUCACUUCGAGAUUGAUGACGAUGACCGCAAGUAAGCGAUGAGAAGAGAUGACACACAUCUCGCUUAUCUCUCUCUCUCUCUCUCUCUCUCUCUCUCUCUCUCUCUCUCUCUCUCUCUCUCUCUCUCUCUCUCUCUCUCUUUCCCUCUCAGCUUGUGUCCUGUUCAGGGGCUAAGGUAGCUGAGGCUUCGUGGCCAUCAGCUGAAGUGUUUCGUAAAAAAUGUUGUGUUUCUAACGAUAUGGAAUAAUCAUGUUCUUAUAAAUCGUUAAUUCUGAAGUCCAGUGUGCUGGGGAGGCCUAUUAAAAAAAAGGUUUCUAUAACCCUUUAUCUUUCUCGCACGUUUCUGCACUGACAUCUAUUUUUGAAUGCACCCUUUCUUCAUAAUGAACUAUACCAUCAUUUGUCUUCAUCAGUGAGUUAACACUAAUAUAUAUAUAUUUGUGGAUGAUCUUUUAUGGAGUAAUGCACACAUAUUAUGAGAACAGAAAAGAAAUACAAUGUUUUUUUUUGC
This is a messenger RNA of Penaeus indicus, 1128 nucleotides long. RefSeq names its product vitelline membrane protein Vm26Ab-like. The record is from RefSeq and is a predicted model, not a curated record. Bases 116 to 652 code for a protein of 178 amino acids. Lineage: Eukaryota; Metazoa; Arthropoda; Malacostraca; Decapoda; Penaeidae. The transcript has 2 exons.